UAAUAAAUAUUAAUAAUAUUAAUAAAUAUUAAUAAUAAAUAAAUUGCGAGAGUAAAAUGUUCGGUUGACUUUCCUGUGAUUUGUGAGGUUUCUUAUGAGUUUUAUUUUGAGAGGUUAUUCUUGCUCAAACCUCAUAGGAAAAAAACUUAGAAAAGUCACCACAUGAGGUGAAAAGCAUUGUAGAGUUUUUUUUAAUAAAAAAUUGAAUUGAAUGUGGAUACGUAACGAAAUACAUAUUUUUUGUUGGUAUGAAGUCUAAUCCUGAGGAAUGCUUGACUUUUGUACAUCUUGCGGUACCAACAGCCAUGGUAUUUGUAGCAAUUAAAUAUUUGUAAAUUUGUUAACAAAUAUUGGUAUAAAGCAAAACAAACACGACUAUUUUUGUAUUGUGAGGGUUGUUGUCAGACGUCACAGAUUUGUGAGCAUUUGAGCAUUUGAAUAUGAGCUAGCAUAAUAGCCUAGACAGACGACAUCGCUAAUUUGCAUUAGCGGCGAUGAUUUGCUUUAACUCGCGCAUUAAUUCAUUUUAAAGCAAAUUAGUAAUGCACAAAAAUUUCGUGCAUUUAGCUGAAUUUACCACAUUUGUGCUGGCAAUGCUGCCCAAAAAUGCCUGAUUUUUGCUAUUGUGAAUGUUAAUUGAUAGAAAGAAGAAGAAGAAAACGUCAACAAAUGAUAGAAAGGAAAGCGUUAGAGAAGAUGGCAGAAAUUAAGCAGCGAGUGGUUUGGACUAGCACUGAUGAAUGUGUGUUAAUUGACUUGUGGCGUGAGCGGGCCGAUGAUUUAAGACGUGCCAAGCGCAAUUUGCAUAUAUAUGCCGAUAUAUCUGUGCAAAUGGCACAUAAAUUUACUCCGAAGGAAGUCCAUAUUAAAAUUAGAAACUUAUCACAAAGAUACAGAGAAGAAAAGAAGAAAACUGGCCCAUCGGGGGGCAGCCCAUCGACGUGGAAAUAUUUUGAUGCGGUGCAUCAAAUCAUAGGGCUGACUGCAGCCAAUAAUGCAGAAAUUUAUGAAUCAUUAACUGUGGACAUAUCGUCAUCAACAUUGCUGCCGUUACCGCCAUCUGUACCUGCAGCAUCACCAGUAACAAUGUCCCCGGAGCCGUUGUCGCCAGUAAUACCAUCGACCAGCUCGCCAUUGUUGUCGCCACUGGAUACCUCGUCCACAUCCAUGAGCACUUCUAAAAAGAGAAAUUAUAUGGGUGAAUUGGUGAAAGUGGCAAAACAACAACAUGAAUUGCUUAAGGUAGUGGUGGAAGAUGGAAGAGAUUUAAAAGAAAGAAUCAUUAAUUGUAUUGAAGAACAAAAUAGUUCUACAAAAGAAUUUAUAAGUAUUUUUAAAAAUUUGUUGGAAAAAAUGUAAAUAUUAUAUUUAUUUUGUAUACUAUUAGUAGUUAUUUAUUUUUAUUAUUAUUAAUAUAAAUGUAACUGAAUUAAAUGUUAAUUUAAAAAGGAAAUAUUAAAUAUUUAAAAU
Zeugodacus cucurbitae (melon fly) is the source of this 1470-nucleotide messenger RNA. RefSeq lists its product as uncharacterized. The record is from RefSeq and is a predicted model, not a curated record. Bases 670 to 1359 code for a protein of 229 amino acids. Gene Ontology annotation, biological process: positive regulation of DNA-templated transcription. Lineage: Eukaryota; Metazoa; Arthropoda; Insecta; Diptera; Tephritidae. The transcript is spliced from 4 exons. Gene Ontology annotation, cellular component: nuclear body.